Messenger RNA from Nematolebias whitei (Rio pearlfish), 911 nucleotides. RefSeq names its product EEF1A lysine methyltransferase 3. The coding region runs from base 1 to 663 and encodes 220 amino acids. Gene Ontology annotation, cellular component: cytosol; cytoplasm. Gene Ontology annotation, biological process: peptidyl-lysine methylation. The transcript is spliced from 3 exons. Gene Ontology annotation, molecular function: protein-lysine N-methyltransferase activity. Lineage: Eukaryota; Metazoa; Chordata; Actinopteri; Cyprinodontiformes; Rivulidae. The record is from RefSeq and is a predicted model, not a curated record.
AUGACUUGUGUCGGAGAUGAAGAAGAUGACCCGUUCCCCGUCGAUGACGGCCUGUUUACCGAGACGUUUUCUCUGGACUCUGUGUUCCACCUGAUGGGGGAAGAGCUGAGGAUAAAGCAGGUGUUCGGCGCCAACCUCGGCGUGGCCGCUCCGGUCUGGGAAGCUGCGCUACACUUGUGUCGGUACCUGGAGGACGAGUCGGUGCUGUUACGGGGACAGCGCAUCAUAGAGCUGGGAGCAGGCACCGGUGUGGUCGGGAUUUUAGCAGCUCGCAUGGGUGCAGAGGUCACCCUUACUGACCUCCCCCUGGCCCUUCCGCAGCUUCAGGCCAACGUUUCAGCCAACGCUCCAUCUGAUGGUUGGCCUGUCUCUCCCACCGUCCUCCCUCUGUCUUGGGGUCAGGACCACCUAAACUUCCCCUCUGACUGGGACCUGGUGCUUUGUGCAGACAUUAUUUACCUCCCAGAAACGUACCCCCUGCUGGUGGAAACGCUGGCUCAUCUGUGCAAAAACGGAGCUACGGCGUAUCUCUCAUCCAAAAUGCGCAUGGAGCACCAGGCUCAAAGUUUCUACGAGGAGUUUUUACCGAGCAGAUUUAACGUGGAGCUUGUGCACCGUGAUGACGAACAGAACAAUAACGUCUACAGGGCGACUCUGCAGUGACAGCAGGAGCGUGUCUGGUUUCUUUGGUGAAGUUUAUAUUUUUAGAUGCCUGUUUUAGAUGAUGAGUGAUUUAAGUUUUCCAGACCUUGUCAAAGUACGUUGUAUUUUGUACCUCAUAUUUUUUCAUUGGUACAGCUCAGCAUUACAAUCAACCGUGUGCCUUAAGAUCAGUCUUUUUUUAUUUUGGCACAAAUAAUCACCAAAUUAAAAGAAUUGCUUUGUCUAAAAAAGCAAUUAAACAAUAUAGG